Oncorhynchus masou masou (cherry salmon) is the source of this 7768-nucleotide messenger RNA. RefSeq names its product partitioning defective 3 homolog. Lineage: Eukaryota; Metazoa; Chordata; Actinopteri; Salmoniformes; Salmonidae. Gene Ontology annotation, molecular function: protein binding; phosphatidylinositol binding. The transcript is spliced from 24 exons. Gene Ontology annotation, cellular component: apical plasma membrane; apical junction complex; cell cortex. Gene Ontology annotation, biological process: microtubule cytoskeleton organization; cell adhesion; intracellular protein localization. Bases 295 to 4638 code for a protein of 1447 amino acids. The record is from RefSeq and is a predicted model, not a curated record.
CGCGGGGAGAGAGACUCCAGUCACGCCACCCUCCCAGCACUGUGCUGUGUAUGAUUGCCGCGAUGCAGGCAGGCUAUUCGUCCAAGGAAUAGGAUCGUAGUUGGAACACUUUAGAGAACAGGUGGUCGGUAAAACGUUAACGUUUAGACGGUAUGAAGAGACGAUGAAGAUUAUUGCUGUCUGCUUGUUUGGAAUACAAUCUUUUUGACACCAAAGGAAAUUCAUAAUUGGAACAUCCUACAAAGUAGUGAGGAAUACACCUCAACGGAAGUACAUCGGGAUUCGGGAACUAAUAUGAAAGUGACAGUGUGUUUUGGGAGAACCAGGGUGGUGGUUCCUUGUGGCAAUGGAACUAUUAAAGUCCACAGUCUUAUCGAGCAAGCCGCCAUGAGAUAUAAAAAGGCUAUUGCGAAGGAUCCUGGCUACUGGCUACAGGUGCACAGGUUGGAGCAUGGGGACGGAGGCAUACUGGAUCUGGACGACACACUGUGCGAUGUGGCCGAUGACAAAGACAGGCUGGUGGCAGUGUAUGAGGAGCAGGACCCUCACCAUGGAGGCGAUGGCACCAGUGCCAGCUCAACGGGCACACAGAGCCCUGACCCCUUCACUGGCGUCGCAGAGCUCAACUCCAGCAACAUGUCCGCCUUCCAGCCCUACCAGACAAGCAGCGAGAUAGAGGUUACCCCCUCCGCCCUGCGCAGCAACAUGCCUCUCCAUGUUCGGCGCAGUAGCGACCCCUCAAUGGCGGGCCUUCCCCUGGGUGACCCACAUACAGCACCGGAGGAACCAUCCCGUAAGAACCCCACACGAUGGUCCACCACGGCAGGCUUUCGCAAGCACAACCACCAACACAGCCACAGCCACAGCCAAAACACUGGGACCAACAGCCUGGAACGCAAGGAUGUAGAUGCGUACCGGAGUCUCCCUCGUGAUUCAGCAGUUUGGGCCACCCAGUUCCAGAGAGAGACUGCCCGCUCCUCACUCAGUGCCAACCACCCCAUGGUGGACCGUUGGCUGGACAGACAGGAUCAGGAGGAGGAGGAGGAAGAGGAGAGGGUGAAGCAGGAAGAGAGGAAUGGGAGAAUAGAGCCGGUGGGGAGAGCAGACUCCUGUGUGGAACACUCCCCACCGUUAUCUCUGAAUGACAUGCUAAAGCUGGUAGAGGUGUCCAAUGUCGGCGGGCCUCUGGGGAUCCACGUUGUGCCUUUCAGUGCCACGGACAGAAGGACCCUUGGGUUGUUAGUGAAGCGUCUGGAGCGCGGCGGCAAGGCGGAGCAGGAAGGUCUGUUCCAGGAGAACGACUGUGUCGUCAAGAUUAAUAACGGGGAUCUGAGGAACAUCCGAUUUGAACAAGCCCAGAACAUGUUCAGGCAGGCCAUGCGUUCUCCUGUCAUUCUGUUCCAUGUGGUCCCAGCCUCCAUGAAGAGCCAGUAUGAGCAGCUCUCCCAGGAGGAGCUUAGCCCCCCAUGUCCGAGGGGGGAGAGGGGUAACCGGGGAAGCUUCACCUCCAGCCAGGCCUCGGACCCCCAGGCCCCACAACCCGGGGAAAGGGGUAGUCUGGUGGUCCACGGGGGGGUGGGGUUGGACCACAACCCACAGAGGAUGUCCUCCAGGUCAAGACCACACCCCAUUCCCAUCCCCAACAUCAAACACCAGAACCAUGGUCCUCUACCACAGCGUGUACCAGACCAGCGCUUCUCCACCUCGCUACCUCACAGCGGAAGCAACAACGUCUCCUCGGCCCCCUCUCCAUCCCUGCAGAGGAGAGUUAGUGCCAACCCUACUGCAGGCUACCUAAAGAAAACUGGCCGGAGACUGAACAUCCAGCUGAAGAAAGGUCCUGAGGGUCUUGGAUUCAGUAUCACAUCACGUGACGUCCCCAUAGGAGGCUCCGCCCCCAUCUAUGUCAAGAACAUCCUGGCUCGGGGUGCUGCUAUCCAAGAUGGCCGCCUGAAGGCUGGCGACCAGCUGCAAGAGGUGAAUGGGGUAGACCUGAAUGGGAGGAGUCAGGAGGAGGUGGUAGCUCUACUCAGGAUCACCCCCAUGGGAGGAACAGUCAGUCUGCUAGUCCUACGCCAAGAGGACUCCUAUCUACCUAGAGAAGUGAAGUCAGAAGAAGAGGACCUGGUGUUGACCCCAGAUGGUACCAGGGAGUUCCUGACCUUUGAGAUCCCUCUGAGUGACUCGGGGUCGGCAGGUCUGGGGGUCAGCGUCAAGGGAAACCGCUCCAAGGAGAACCACGCCGACCUGGGCAUCUUUGUCAAGUCCAUCAUCAACGGAGGGGCCGCCUGCAAGGAUGGCCGACUGAGAGUCAACGACCAGCUGAUUGCCGUCAAUGGCGAGUCGUUGCUAGGGACGCCCAACCAGGAUGCCAUGGAAAUGCUUCGCCUAUCCAUGUCGACGGAGGGCAACAAACGAGGGAUGAUCCAACUCAUCGUUGCCAGGAGGGUUGCCAAGAGCAACGAGGAGGUUCCAGGAAGCUCGAGGGUGGAGGAGCAGCCUCUGACAGACCCUCUGGACGACCAUGAGCGCCACAUCUCCCACUCCAUGUUCGGGACCAGAGAGUGCUUGGACGACCAGACCUCCAUGCCGUCACGCAAUGUCAUGAUGGGACAGCGCAUGAUGGGUAACUACCAGCUGUCUCCGACUGUGAACAUGCCCCAGGACGACACCGUCAUGAUCGAAGAUGAUAGGCCACCUGUGAUCCCCGCCCACAUGUCUGACCAAUCAUCCUCCAGCUCCCACGAUGAUAUGGGCUUUGCUGCAGAUAACCCAGUGACUUGGGCUCAGGACGUGCCAAACCAAAAUGAGUGCUCCCUCAGUCCGGACACAGAAGACCCAGAAGAUUCCUUUCAGAGGGAGGGGUUUGGACGCCAGAGCAUGUCAGAGAAACGCACCAAACAGUUUGGCGACAAUGCCAAUCAGCUUGAGAUCAUCAAGACGCGCAAGUCCAAGAGCAUGGACCUAGUAUCAGACGAGUUUAACCCCCACCUCACCCCCAGCACAGAAAACAUGGAAGGCUCUUCAACAGGAGAAACAAUUGGUCCCUCUCUGGGCCUGAAGAAGUCCAGCUCCCUGGAGAGCCUCCAGACUGCCGUUGCCGAGGUUACACUCAACGGGGAAAUUAACCUCCACAGGCCACGCCCACGAAUCAUCAGGGGGCGGGGCUGCAACGAGAGCUUCCGGGCAGCCAUUGACAAAUCGUACGACAGGCCAGGAGUAAUCGUUACUGCUAUGGAAGAGUGUGACAUGAAGGGAAUGGAGACAUUGGAGGAGGACACCGAGGGGAGUUCUCGGUCAGGCCGGGACUCCAUAUCUACGGCCACUGACCUGACCCUGCCACCCGGCAACUCUGUAACCAUGGAGAGGCAGGUGAAUGGCAACGGUGAUAAAAAGAGGGAGAAGAGCGUGAGGGACAAGAAGAAGCCUGAGAGAGAGAAAGAAAAAGAGAGAGAAAAAAACAAAGCCAAGAAAGGUUUGCUGCUGAAGGGUCUGGGUGAUAUGUUCAGGUUUGGGAAGCACCGCAAUGGAGACAAGAUGGAGCGUAAGGGGUCGAGUAAAUCUAAGAUGGAGGACACACAGGCGUCUGAGGAGGAGAUGCUACGGAUGAAACUGGAGCAGGAGAGGAUUCAGGCGAAGACGAGGGAGUUCCGUGAACGUCAAGCGUCGGUGGCGAGGGAGAGGGAGUACGCUGAGAUCCUGGACAUCAACCCCAACCUGAACUGCACAUUCAGCUCCAAUGAGGACGAGGAGCACCCCUACGCAGGCAUCGGCUCCCUGGACGGGUCAUCCGAAGACAGCAGACAGGAGCCCCACCAAGGGCCCCAACCCCCCCAGGACAGCGGUCCAGACCAGCCCGACCUGGAAGCCCUCUAUGCCCAGGUCAACAAGCCUCGCAACGGACACCCUCCCUCAGCUGACAGCAACCGACUGGCGCCAAGUAACCAUGACCGGAUACGGCGUCUGAGGGUUGAGUUCCAGCAGGCCAGAGGAGAGGAGGACCCUGAUGACCGACGGCGCACAUACAGCUUCGAGCAGCCCUGGGCUAACUCGGAGACCUAUACCCUGACCGGACACCAAUCUGUUUCUGUGGAGUCACAGGUGCAGAGACCGAGACAAGACAAGAGACGAGACUCAUUUACACAGGCCCAAAGACAGUACAGUUCCCUGCCACGGCAACCUCGUAAGACCCCCAGCACAGUGUCCCAGGAGUCGUGUGACAAAGCCUUCCCGCCGGGCGAGGUCUUCCAGACGGCCAAGGAGAACCCCCGCUACUCAAGCUACCAGGGCUCCAGGAACGGCUACCUACACGGCGGGGCCAGUGGCUUCAACGCCCGCGUCCUGCUGGAGACCCAGGAGCUGCUGAGGCAGGAGCAGAGACGCAGGGAGCAGUCUGAGGCCAAGAUGAGACUACCGCCGCCACAGGAGGGGGUCCCUGUCACCAACACCAGCUACGAUGACAUUCACCCAGCCCCGACUCCAACCCUUCCCCAGGAUCCAGUCCUGACCCAGGCCCCGAUCCCUGUCACAGCCACACCCAAGGGGCCGUACCGCCAGGAUGUGCCCCCAUCUCCAUCUCAGCUGGCCAGGCUCAACAGGCUGCAAGGCUCAGAGAAAGGACAUCCAUUUUACUCCUGAUGGGCAAAGGAGGGAUAAGAUGAACUGGAGGAUGGAGGGGUUGAUGAUUAUCACCAGCAAUAAUAUAAGAGAGUCUGGAUCUUUUUAAAGUCCGCUAGAUCUCUUUGAAUGGUUUCAACACAGAGGUUUAAUUAAUUGUAUUUCUAUGUUGGUGUUUUUAUAACAAACUUUACAGUCAGGAUUCUAUUCACCCCAAUCACCAGUUGUCUGGUCUGUGUCUGCCAUCGUGAUCUUCCCACUUUAAGUGCCUUGUGGGAAGACUGUUCUGCCUUAAAGGUCGAAUGCAGCUGUUUUUAUCUCAAUAUCAAAUCAUUUAUGGGUAACAAUAAAGUAUGUUACUGUGAUUGUUUAAAAUUAAAAUGGUCAAAAAGAAACUUAAAUAACUUCUUAGUAAAGAGCAAUUUCUUAAACAAGAAUUUUGAUAGGGAGUAGUCUGCGAAGGGAGAGGAAAACAGAAAACUAGCUGUUAUGGCGAUGUCACCAGGCAGGCCAAAACUCCAUCCCACCAAAGCAGGCUCAAAUUUCAGGUGGUCUUUUCAAACAGUUUUACACUAAAAGGGCAUUAUCAUAAUUUUCACAAUUUCACAGCAUUAUUUCAAAAUAGUGUGUGAGAUUGUGUGGUUGACCACUUCGCUGUGUGAGGUUGUAUGCUCUACCAAAUCACGUAUUUGGCUGCACUGGGCCUUUAAGAGUCUAGUCCUCACCCUUCCUGUGGCUUGUGUAUUUGGACACCUUCAUCAUCCUGCAUUGUAUCUACAAAACAUUCUGUCAAUCAGCACCCCACAGUAUUUUCACCCAGACAUCAUGAGCAACUUCUGACACAAGUGUAUACUCCAAAGUGUUUGUGUAGGACCAAGAUUGUGUUUGGGUGUGUUCCUGUAGGGUUCUAUAUGCUGCUGUCAGCAUGUGCUGACAUAAAGAGCUACUGGGUUAACCAGCAUGUCCGAAUUCUGGGGUAAGACAACCCUAUAGUUCCCAGUUACACUAUAGAGGAAAAUUCCCCCUGGUCUAUGACACCAUUCUUAUUUAAACUCAGCCUCGCAUGCUCCCUCUCUCUCUCUCUCUCUCUCUCUCUCUCUCUCUCUCUCUCUCUCUCUCUCUCUCUCUCUCGUUCUCUCACUCUCUCUCACUCUCACUCUCUCUCACUCUCUCUCUCGUUCUCUCUCUCUCUCUCGCUCUCUCUCGUUCUCUCUCUCUCUCUCACUCUCUCUCUCUCUCUCUCUCUCUCACAUUUUAUCCUCUACCCUUGUUUUUUCUUCUCCUUUCUCUUGUAGUUCUCCUCCUCUCCUCCUCAACCAGAGGUUAUCCUUUAGAUCUCAUUUCACUGUGGGGUUUCAGGCUGGGUUUCUGUUUGCGCACUUUUUGAUAUCUGCUGAUGUAAAAAGGGCUUUAUAAAUACAUUUGUUUUGACUUGAUUUGAAAUCCUUUCAUCUGGGUGAUUCAUCAGUAUAAACGAGGUCAGGGUUGGGUUAUUAAUUAAUGUAGCUCAUGAAACAUGUAUCUGUGUUGUGUCUGGGCGGCGCUAGUGAGGGGGUGGUGGAUGGGUUAGAGGUAGAGUGGGAGGGUUAGGGUGUGUGUGUGUGCCAUGGUGUUUCUGCCUGACUGUUUGGUCGUUGACUUGGCUGAGCCACUGUAACUAAAGCCUGUAACCAGUCUGUUCUGACCCGUCCGACUGACUGCUGCUUCACAUUUUUCAUUAAGGUGGUUACUGGGAAACCACCUACUGUUCACUACAACGUUCCUAAACAGCGUCACAUACAGCCUCACAGCAUGACUGUCUGUCUUUCCCGAGGCCCAGCUAAAACAACAAUCUCUGUUACUUUUAAUUUCAUUCUAUUACCGUUCAUAAGUAAUCAAUACUGUCGUAAUUCAUGUUUCAACUACCAUUGCCAUGUUUUUUUCUCAACUGUGUGUGGGUGAGAAUGUCUGUGUGUGUGUGUGUGUGGGUGUGUGCCUGUAAUGUGAUGCCUCCCAUGUCUUUGAAUAUACCUUGGCAGAUGUUGAAACAAUGGGUGUCAAUGAAACGGCAAUAGGAGAGGAGUGAAGCGAAUAAGACAAGUGGGAGGUGGGAAUGAGGCAGUCUGUAAGGGUAGAUUGACCCGACAAGCGAUGUAUUCUAUUGCUUCCUCAGAAGUAUUCCACUGAGCCGCAUGGAACAGACCUGGGCUGGAGAAAAGGCACAUUUGACAUUUCCAUACUUCCAUAUUCACGCUCUCUCUUUCGCAAUUUAUUAUCGCUAUCUCUCUUGCUUUCUCUCUCUUUCUCUCUUCGCCCCUCUCUCUCUUUCUCUCUUCGCCCCUCUCUCUCUUUCUCUCUUCGCCCCUCUCUCUCUCUCUUUCUCUCUUCGCGCCUCUCUCUCUUUCUCUCUUCGCCCCUCUCUCUCUUUCUCUCUUCGCCCCUCUCUCUUUCUCCGCCCCUCUCUCUCUCUUUCUCUCUUCACCCCUCUCUCUCUCUCUUCUCCCCUCUCUCUCUUUCUCUCUUCGCCCCUCUCUCUCUCUCUCUCUCUCUCUCUCUCUCUCUCUUUCUCUCUUCGCUCCUCUCUCUCUCUCUCUCUCUUUGCCCCUCUCUCUCUUUCUCUCUUCGCCCCUCUUUCUCUCUCUCUCUCUUUCUCUCUUCGCCUCUCUCCCUCUUCGCCCCUCUCUCUCUCACUCUGUCUCUCUUUCUCUCUGUCUGUUUGCCUCUUUUCCUCUCUUUCACACUCUCUCACCAUAGUUUUAUAUGCUUCUCAAUAAGUGAUAUCGCCCUCCGUUCCAAACAUAUUGCUACCGUAUUAGAAUAUUCUAACCAAACAGCUGGUUUUGGUGCUUGAUGUUUCCACAGUGUUCCGCACGUUAGACUUGGAAGUGUAUCAAGUGCCUGCCAUAUCCAACGAGUCAUUUUUUUUUGUAUAGCAAAUAUUACUUCAUGCACAUUUUCAUUCAUUUUUUAAAAGAAUUAUGCGUUUAUUGUUUUAAUCAUGAGAGACAAAUAGUAAUCCUACACUAUGUAUUUUUAUGACUGUUCCUUGUCAUCUUUUAUAAACGGUAAUUAGGUACUAUCUAUGGUGUUUUCCCAAUGACUUAUGUAAUAAGAACAGUGUGAUUGGUUUAUAAGAAUUGUACCUGGUGUAUUAAAAACUCUAUACAGCCUC